Molecule: messenger RNA, 3420 nt
Organism: Trichoplax adhaerens
Lineage: Eukaryota; Metazoa; Placozoa; Uniplacotomia; Trichoplacea; Trichoplacidae
Exons: 23
Coding region: 1-3420 (1139 amino acids)
Biological process (GO): cell surface receptor signaling pathway; G protein-coupled receptor signaling pathway
Cellular component (GO): membrane
Molecular function (GO): G protein-coupled receptor activity
Source: RefSeq, a predicted model, not a curated record
AUGGCAAACUGCCAUAUUAUUCUACUGGCUUGUAUUUUUUUCUAUAAAAUAGUCUUAUUCUCCGAUGCAGAGCCAGAGAUAGAAGGAUUACAAAUUGUGACGAUUAAGCACUUUUCUUCAAUGGAAUUUAUUUUUCAUCCGUUUUCCUAUGUUCUAUACAAUACCUUUAUGAUAGAAAGGAGGCAAUUGUUGGUUAAAGCGGAACGAGAUUUAGAUAAACUAAUAUUUCUUGAGAUGGAAAAUGUUAAUGGAAAUGUCGGCAAAGAAUUUCACAUUGGAUUUCCAAGGGCAAUAAAUAUCAAAAAGAUAUGUCCACCAACUAUUACUAUUACCAGUGGACUAGAGCCUGCAACUGUUAAUGUUACUAAUAACGCCAAAAUAAGAAGUUCUACGCGUUACUACAAGGUCCCGCCUAACCAAUCUCUCUCCAUUGAAUUGGAUAUCGAAUUAGCAAAGCCUGAUGUUGGCAUCACCAACCGAACAGUUUUUAUCCAGUCUGAUCGAGAUAUUUCUGUUUCUGUCUAUCAAUGCCAGCUGAGCUAUCUUGCCUUGCCUAAAGCUUGUAAUAGUAACGAAUAUCUUGUUUUAACUUUACCAAUCGAUUUACUUAACCCAGAAAGAUCGAAUUUGAUGAUUAUUGCAAGCCACGGAGCGACAAAAAUUCAAAUCAACUUUACAAAAGCCAUUUCUUAUCAUAGUCCAUCUUACUUUGAUCAUCCUCGAUUGAACAUUGAUUUGCAACCUUUGCAGGCUUUUUAUGUUGAAUCUUUCGACGAUUUAACCGGUACGACUAUUCUAUCCCAAUCACCUGUAACUGUUUUUGCAAGCAACUAUUUUACAGGUCACAAGAAGCAAUCAAAAAAGAAUUCUUACAAUAUUGCUAUGCAAUUACCUGGAGUUCAGUACUGGGGUCGAAAUUAUAUCUUACCUGCAGUGGAAGCAAAUCAAGGCCUUGAUCGAUAUAGAAUUAUGGCUGCUCAUGAACAAACUACAAUCUUUAAACAAUUUAAUUCUCAUGCUUGGACUUUAUCCAAAGGUGCAGUACUGGAUUUAGUUAAAGAGAUUAGUAUAGCUACCCUUGUUUUAUGCGAUAAACCAUGUCUGGUAGUCUAUACUGGCCGAUUUGCUAUACAAGACAAGGCUAUGAUCGAUCCAAUGAUGGUUAUUAUGCCUUCUUUUCGUCAGUUUUUGCCACACUAUUCCUUUUCAACGGGAGAAUUCAAUCCCUCUUAUACUUAUUUUGUUCAUGUUGUUUUACGUCAACGAUAUCAAGGAGAGUUAAUCAUGGAUGGAAAGAUAAUCAAAGAUCAAACUAAAUCUAAUUUUACUCUUGCUCCAUAUAAAAUCAUUUCCAUCAAGGUUGAUUCUGGCUUCCAUCAUAUACAAACUUCCGUGUCUGAUGAAGUUUUUGGAUUGACUCUAUUUCGCGUUAAUGGUGAUUCUAUGCAAGGGUGUCUUGGAGGAAUUGAUUUUUCUUCAAAAUCCAAUCAAGCCUAUGAUCUUUUAACAGGACACUUUUGCCCGCCUAAAGAGGGUUCUUUCCAGCCUAAUGAAAGCAAAAGUCAGGAACUAGAAUUAUCCUCCUUAAAAGUCCGAAAGAGUGUUAUAAACUGGUUGUUUAAUAUAGUUGAAGAAAAUAGUGAAUCUCUCUUUGCUGGAGAUCUCGCUAUUUCAGCAAAGCUACUCUCUCGAAUCAAUUAUGAAUCGGAUGUAAUAUCUCUUCCUCUCAUAACCAAACUAAUUGAUAUAGGAAGUCGCCUUUUGCAUUUACAAUAUACCAAAGAUUGGCAUAAGAUUCAGCAGUCUACACUAUCUUGUGGAAAUGAAUAUGAUAGCGUAGCGGUCAUGAUAAGCUUGAAAAGAUUAGCUGCUAAGUUGAAUAAUGAUUUUAAUCAAACUGGUCCUCAACUAAUCGAUGUUACUUCACAAAAUAUAGUAUGCUACGAUCCCAAUUAUUCAAGAUAUUUCCCGUUACUGCCACAAUUCCAAGAACUGCAAAUCCAGACCAUCAGGUAUAAGGAUGUAGAAAAAGACUCUGAUCACGAUGAAGAUGAACACGAUGAUAAAAAAUCUAAUAUAUUAGAAAUAUCUACUCGUCAAGCUCAUAAUAUAGCUCACAUAUGGCAACAUAAUCAUGUACAAAUAAUAUUAAAUGCAGAAGCUUUACGAGAAAAUCAUGCCACAAGAAUAGUCACGAUUUAUUUUAAUACAUUAGAUGCAAUCAUGCCCUUACAAUUAAUAAAUCCAAGAAAUUUCUCUCAAGCAAACCCCAUUUUAAAUUCUGAAGUAAUCGCAGCUUUCUUUUCUACAUCAUUGCAAAGUUACGACGAAUUUUCACUGCAAUUAAUUUUUAAGAAUAAAUUUCCAAAUUUAACCUUAAAUAACUCGAAAAUCAGUAAUCGAUGGUGUGGAACGUGGUUAGCUAAUUCUGUUAAUGGUACCUGCGGCUGGUCUGAUUCAAAUUGCAGUAUAGGAAGUCAGUCUAACUCUACCCAUACCGUCUGCUUUUGUAAAUUUAUCAAGGCAGCAUCAUUUGCUGCUUUUUAUCAAGAGAGUAAUAUGAGCCAGGCAAGUCAGGACUCGUUAUUACGGCAGGGAUCUUUCUUUUCUCCCCAAGGUAGGAGACCAAAAUUAACCAAGAAAAGUUGCAUAAUUAAGUUAAAUGUAAUUUUUGGCACUUUGGUUGUCAACGUAUUAGCAAUUAUGCACCCUUUUGCAAAUGAGAACAAAACAAUGUGCAUCCUUAUGGCAGUAGGAUUACACUAUAGCCUGAUAAUGCUGUUUAUUUGGAUUUUCCACGAUAGCCUGGAUUUAUUUCUAAAAUUAUUUAAAGAUUUGGAAUCGAUAAUCCAAUGCAGUUGGUAUUUUAUUUCAGCUUAUAUGUUUCCACUAUUUAUCGUGGGAUUUACGUUUAGCAUCACGAGCGCGAUAUUCGGUGUGGAUAAUUAUGUCAAUUUUGAAUCGUGUUGGCUAACUACAGAUCCUCCUAUGUAUUUAGCUUUUAUCGUUCCGAUAUCAUUCCUGAUAUUGGUUAAAUUGAUCCUGUGCACCUUAACAUUGCGAAUUAAACCAAGCAUUAAGGAUGGAGAAUCAAGUUUUAAUGAUACCUAUUUCCCUUUGGAAUCAAUAAAGAGAUCGGCUCGAAUGUCUGUAAUUUUUUUAGCGGUGGCAACUAUGUGCUGGAUUUCUUUUACGAUUGGAAUAUGGACCAAUUCUAUGAUAUUCCGCAGUAGCUUUGCUAUAUUAAAUGGAGUACAGGGAAUUUGUUUGCUUUAUAUCUACUGUUUUCAGCUUGAUCACAAAUGUCGAUGGAUUCGAGAUAGAAGUACUGAUACCUCAUGUGAAGAAUAUGGACAUACUCUCGAAUUGACUCGUCGAUCUGUUAUCAAUGUGGCACCUUACUUUGAUGAAUCAACCUGA